GCGCUGGCGUCAUCAUCGCGCGCCGCGGGGCUCGGGGCUCGGGGCGGCGGGCCCGGCAUGAGCGCGGCCGAGCGGGGCCCGGGCGGCGGGCCCGGGGGGCCCGGGGGCGGCCCCGCGGGCGGGCCCGUUGGCGGGCGGAAGGCGCGGGGGCGGCCGCGGCUGACCGAGUCGGACAGGGCGCGGCGGCGGCUGGAGUCGCGGAAGAAGUACGACGUGCGGCGGGUGUACCUGGGCGAGGCGCACGGGCCCUGGGUCGACCUGCGGCGCCGCAGCGGCUGGAGCGACGCGAAGCUCGCGGCCUACCUGCUGGGGCUGGAGCGGGGGCAGCGCGCGGGGCGGCGCGGGAAACCGUGGGAACAAAUCCCCAAAAUGCCCAAGCGGAAGAAAAGACGGCGGCGCAACGUGAACUGCCUGCGGCACGCGGCGCUGUGGUACCAGGAUCACCGCGGGCGCUGCCCGGCCGAGCCGCGGCUGGCGGAGCUGGAGCCGGCGCUGGGGCUCAGCAGCACGGCCGUGUGGCAAUGCGAGCGCGGGCACCGCUACUUCCAGGACCUGCACCCGCCGCGCGCCCAGAGCGACAGCGACAGCGACAGCGGGGGGGACAGCGGCAGCAGCAGCAGCUCCAGCUCGGAGGCUGCGCCCAGGGGGGCCCCCCCAGCAGCAGGGGGUGCGGAAGGGCCAGGUCAACCCCCAAGUGGGGGGCGGGGGGCGGCACUGGAGGCUGUGCUGUGUGUGGGGCUGGGCCCCCCCGUCCCGCUGGGCCCCCCCGUCCCGCUGGGUCCCCCCCUGCUCAUCCUGGCCACCCCCUCGUUCGAGGCGCUGGGGGGGCUGCAGCUGGACGUGGGAGGGGCUGAGCUGCCCUGCGCGCUGCUGGACGGGGUGGGCGCUCUCCCCUCGGGGCCCCCCCCCGCCAAAACAGUUGUCCCCCCAGAGGAGCAGCAGGAGGUGCCGGGGCUGAAGCAGGAGGAGCCGCCGGUUCCCACGGUCGAGCCCCCCCCGGAGCUCCCCCAGGACCCCCUUCCCGAGGAGGACGGCUUGGCCAUUGUCUACGAGAUCCCGCGGGAGCCGCUCAGGCGGCGCAGCCGGCGGGGCCGCCCCCCUCCCCCACCCUCUGCGGGGCUCCCGGAGCCCAUUGGUGAUGCCCCCCCCCCAAAACGGGGACAGUUCCGCAGCAGCUGCCAGGCCUCUGGGAGGAGCUUACAGCUGCGCCGGCAAACGCUCGUGGACUCGGGCACACGCGAGUUUCCCUGCGACACCUGCGGGAAAGCGUUCAGGCGCAAAAACCACCUGGAUGUUCAUAGACGGACACACAGCGGAGAGACCCCCGUGGAGUGCCAGCUCUGUGGAUUCCGUUGCCGCCAACGUGCGUCACUGACGUGGCACAUGCGGUGCCACGGGGGGGGCGGGGGGGCCAGGGGGAGCGGAGGGCCCCCCCCCCUGCCCUGCCCUCGCUGCCCCCGCUGCUUCCGGACCCCCCAGGGCCUCAAGUUCCACAUGCGCAAGAGCCACCGUGAGCCACCCCCCGAGCCUCCCCCGCAGCACCUUGGGGACCCCUGACCCCCCGGCACCCUGCGCUUGGUGACACCCCAUCACCCCUGCGCCCUUUUGUCCUUGGGCCCCCUUCUCUGUUAUUUAUUUCCUGUUGCCCCCCUGAGGUGUGUGGGACUGGGGGGGCCGUGGGGCCCCUGGCUUUGUCUUGGGGGAGGGUCACCUGUUGGGGCCCCCCCACUCUAUUAAAGUGAUGGAUUUUA
Molecule: messenger RNA, 1751 nt
Organism: Columba livia (rock pigeon)
Lineage: Eukaryota; Metazoa; Chordata; Aves; Columbiformes; Columbidae
Gene: ZNF653
Product: zinc finger protein 653
Exons: 9
Coding region: 58-1557 (499 amino acids)
Source: RefSeq, a predicted model, not a curated record